This is a messenger RNA of Mercenaria mercenaria, 2898 nucleotides long. RefSeq lists its product as uncharacterized. Lineage: Eukaryota; Metazoa; Mollusca; Bivalvia; Venerida; Veneridae. Gene Ontology annotation, biological process: regulation of apoptotic process. The transcript is spliced from 6 exons. The record is from RefSeq and is a predicted model, not a curated record. Gene Ontology annotation, molecular function: protein binding. The coding region runs from base 131 to 982 and encodes 283 amino acids.
UUUCUUUUGUUUAAUGCUCAAGAGUUUACUUUAAAGCAGGAUCUCAUUAAUAAAGAGUGUUUUCUUCAUCAAUUAAUUUCCUGACAAAUUUUUGUGACGUUAAUGUGAGAUAUUCAAACAUUUUACUAUAAUGGCUAACCAGUUAAACCAACCACCAGAUGGGCCUAGUUAUAUCUACGACAAUUUUAUCCACGAUUUGUGUACGGCAAUUUCGAAUGAGGAAUUAGAGGAAUUGAAAGAUCGUUUUAAAGAUGUUAUUGAUGCUAAAGUCAAUGAUCCAAGGCAGAUGUUUAGUGACCUGAAAGAAAAGGGUUAUAUAAACUGUUAUAAUAUAAUUUACAUUCAACAAAUUAUCCGCGUACUUAAGAGAGAUGAUCUUCUUGAAGUUGCUACCAGAUACACUACACUGUUCGAGGAAGACAUUGUUCUGCACUACCAUAAGAAAUCAACCGUGCUUGCCGGCGGUUGUAGUAUCGUUGAUUUCCACGUUGUUGGACAUAAUCUGUCAUCAAGAGAGGAUAUUGAAAACUUGCGAAUGAAAAUAUCAACAAUUCUGUUGGUUCCACUUCAUGAAGUCAUAUUCAAAGGAGUACAACCAACUGACAGUACUCUUGUCACUGUAAUGCUUCCAGAUAUGUAUGUAAAAUUUCUCGAAAGGCAGCUGCGAAAACACACACAGUACAUUCUUGCAUCUCUGAUGCAACAAAACAUAGAUCAAGUUAUUUUCCCAGCAGAUAUAUUUCAGCUGCAGAAAGAGGGUACAUACUUCAUAGUGAAAGAAGUUCCUACAUCAGUGCAGAAUGAAAACAGCGAAACUAUGUCAAAUGGAAAUAAAGGACAAACCGAUUCAUCUGAUGUUUUAUUGAAAAGAAAAGCAAAGCCAGAAACACAGAUUUCAAAAUUAACUAAACAAAAUCAUAUGAGUGCAGAAAGCUCUUUACAGAUCAGAAAUGUGUUGACAACUAUACAUGUAGCCAGCUAGGGAAGCAGAGAUUAAACAGACAUAUUAAACACAUACUGGAUAAACAUCUUGUUCGUAGACAGAUAAGGAUCAAGUCCGUUGUGGCAGCUGUUAGUGGAAAAUUCUAUCAAACUUUCUUACUGAAACAAAUAGGUCCAAACAUGUUUGGUUCUGACAGUCUUGGCAGUAUCCCUAAUACUCAAUUGCAUAAUAUGGACAUUUACCUUGAAAUGCAAACACCUUCAAUAAUUAACAUUUAAAUACAGCACAAGUGUCGUAGAUACCAUGAUUUUAUAUCAUUUACGGAAAACAAAACAUUUACAAUAUUGUAUAAGUGGUUAUGUUAGCGAGGUGGAAAUAUUGGCGAAUUUCGCGAAUUGACAAAAUUCGCUAACAUUUUCUGCAGCGUAAAUAUCAGCCAACACAUCAUAAAAACACCAGUAGUAAACGAGAGAAAUUGACCCUCUGUAUCUAUCUGUACACUAUACACGUUUUUAAAGCUACCUUUUUAGGCCUUAAAUACGUCAAACAAAAAAGCCAGAGUUCUUUGUUUAUAUUUCAAAAAGGUAAAGGUUAUCAUAAUUUGAUUAAAUUCCAUUCAUUGGUUGACAGAUAUAAAACUAGCAAAGCUAAUUACCGUUAACUGGCAUAGGCGAGUACGGAAGCGAGAAAACAUACUGACUUUUAAAACUGCAUUUCACACCUUUACAAAAUGUAAUAAAAUGAUUUACUUCAAUACAUAUUGUUAGCCUUUUUCAGGUUGAUAAUUACACAUAUUCUGCUUUCCGCACGCCAAAUGUCUGGAAUUCCGAAUUCGCUAACUCUUCGACCCGCGGAAAUAACCAUUUAUACAGUACUAACUUUUUCUGUUACUGAGCUGAUCAAAAUCGUGUGAACGUGGCUAUUUUUUACUCUCGAGUUCCCAUGUCCUGUCACUUAAACACUGUUCUGUAUUUACUAUCAUGCCUUUCCUGGGUACAGUGUAUUUAAUUUGUGUUUACUAAAGAUUACUUCAGGUUAUUAUAUAUUAAGAUAUAAGAGAGAAUAUAUAUGUCGUUGUGUGUGCUUGUGCGUGUUUAAGUCAUGUCAGAUUUUGAGGUCAGUAGGCCGAAGGUCAAGGUCACAUUGACCCGGAACAGUUAAACCCUUUCCGGACAAUACCUUGAGAAUGCUUGGGCCUAGGAUCACAAAAGGGAGGUUGAUCAUGACCAGCAGACGACCACUGUUGAUUUUGAGGUCAAAAGGUCAAAGGUCAAGGUCACAUUUAUCAUAAUUUUCAACACAUUUCACUGUUCUUCGUCGGCACAUAAUGCAUAAAUAACUAAAACUAAAUUCAUUUCAUUUGAAAAAUGCUUAAAAUUCCAAUUUUUAACAGAUUUAACCGUUCUUCGACGGAAUAUAAAGCAUGAACUGCUAAAAUUAAUUUUAUUUUGUAUAUCAUAAAGACUUCAAAGACGACUUAAGGAAACCAGAUCUUGGCUCAUGUUUAUCGUUUCGGAGCAGAAUACAGCAAUAUCUAAGCACUAAAACAGGUUUCAAUUUUGUGAUGAGGCCUUCUUCGCACGUAUGCCGUCGGCACCCUAAAAAUUCGCUGGCAGAUAUAAUCAAUUUGGUCCAGUUCAGGCCAUUUUUCGUCUGAACAGGUGUUGUAUUCAAGCGGUCUUAACAUACAAUUCAGCCUGGUGACCCAUACAUUUUUGGCCAUUUUUAUGUUCACAAUACAAUUAUCUAUACACAAGGAAAACAAACAAAAAGUCUAUGAAACAUUUUUUUCGAAAUUAAAAAAAAUAUUCUUAUUUCAUUGAAAAAAGUUCACAAACGUAAAUAUGAGACAAUAUUUUUUUUUCAUUUGUACCCAUCAUUGUAAUGAUAUUGUAUUACAAAUAUGACUAUGAUAUGAAAUAAAUAUAUAAACCUUAUUGUGCUGUCUUGAUUCA